AUGUCUACAAGUCUACAAUUCGAUAGAGUCACUAUUGCCCCAUUGGUCUUGCUUUCCAUCCUUGACCAUUAUCAAAGAAUUGAUGUCCCUGAAGGAAAAAGAUGUGUUGGUGUUAUCCUAGGUGAUGCGCCAUCAAGACCAGAUAUCAAUGGUGAACAGGUUAUUAGAGUACAAAACUCAUUUGCUUUGCCUUUUGAAGAAAAUGAUUCAAAUGACAAUGUUUGGUUUUUAGAUCAAAACUAUAUAGAAAAUAUGACCGAAAUGUGCAAGAAAAUUAAUGCUAAAGAGAGAGUUAUUGGUUGGUAUCACAGUGGACCUAAAUUAAAAGCUUCAGAUUUACAAAUCAACGAUUUAUUCAAAAAAUAUGCAGUGGGAAAUAAUCCCUUACUAUUAAUUGUAGAUGUUAAACAACAAGGGGUAGGGUUACCAACUGAUGCAUACAUGUCAAUUGAGCAAGUAAAAGAUGAUGGGACAUCCACAGAGAAGACUUUCUUACAUUUGCCAUGUAGUAUUGAAGCUGAAGAAGCUGAAGAAAUUGGUGUUGAACAUCUUUUAAGAGAUGUUAGAGACCAAGCAGCUGGAAAUCUUUCUGUUAGAUUAACCAAUCAAUUAAAAUCUUUAAAAGGCUUACAAAGUAAGUUGAACGAUAUUGUUAGUUAUUUGAAUAAAGUCAUUAAGAAAGAAUUGCCUGUCAACCAUACAAUUUUAGGUAAAUUACAAGAUGUUUUCAAUUUAUUGCCCAAUUUAGGUGAUUCCAACGAAUUAGUUGGAUUUGGAACCGAAAAUUCUGAUGCAAGAAAAGAUAACAUUCCAAAUAUUGCUACCAAUAAUAAUCAUAAUAAUUUGCAAAAGGCUCUUACAAUGAAAACUAAUGAUGAAUUAAUGAUCAUAUAUAUUAGUAAUUUAGUUAGAGCUAUUAUAGCAUUCGAUAACCUGAUUGAAAAUAAAAUACAGAAUAAAAAAUUACAAGAAGAGAAGUUAGAAUCUGAAAAAAAUGAAGAGAAAAAAGAAAAUGAAUCCUUAGACGGUGAAACUGAUACCAAUUCUACUGGUAAUAAUAAUGGAACGGAUAAUUUAAAUCAUUCAAGCAAUGAAGAUCAUAAUAAAGAUAAAGAAGGUGAUACAAAUAAAAAAUAA
Messenger RNA from Arxiozyma heterogenica, 1137 nucleotides. RefSeq names its product proteasome regulatory particle lid subunit RPN8 (gene RPN8). Bases 1 to 1137 code for a protein of 378 amino acids. Gene Ontology annotation, biological process: proteasome-mediated ubiquitin-dependent protein catabolic process. The record is from RefSeq and is a predicted model, not a curated record. Lineage: Eukaryota; Fungi; Ascomycota; Saccharomycetes; Saccharomycetales; Saccharomycetaceae. The transcript has a single exon. Gene Ontology annotation, molecular function: metallopeptidase activity; protein binding. Gene Ontology annotation, cellular component: proteasome regulatory particle; proteasome complex.